AUGUCUUUACAGAGAGAAGAAGCCAAUUACUUUGGCGCAGGCCCAGCAUUUUUGCCCACAGAUGUCUUAAGACAAGCCGCAUACGAUCUUUUCAACUUCGAGAAUGCCAACUUGGGUAUUGGUGAGAUCUCCCACAGAUCCAAGACCGCCAUGAAGGUAAUCGACGACACAAAGGCCAACUUCAAGGAGUUGCUCAACAUUCCAGACACCCACGAGGUCUUUUUCAUGCAAGGUGGAGGCACUGGUGCCUUCUCCUCUGUUGCCUACAACCUCAUGGCCAACUACGCCAAGAGAACAGGAAAGAAGGGUAAGGCUGCCUACGCUGUCACUGGUGGUUGGUCCAAGAAGGCUGCCGAGGAGGCCCAGAGAUUGGGUUUCGAUGUAGACAUUGUUGCCAACGGCAAGGCCAACAACUUCACCAGUAUUCCACCCUACAGUGAGUGGAAGGCCAUUGACGCCGACAACACGGCCUAUUUGUAUGUUUGCGACAAUGAAACCGUCCACGGUAACGAGUUCAACAGCAUUCCUGGCCCUGAGUAUUUGCCCGAGGGUGUGGAGCUUGUUGCUGACACCUCUUCCAACAUCUUGUCUAAGAAGGUUGAUGUCUCUAAGUACGGGUUGAUCGUUGCCGGUGCUCAGAAGAACGUUGGUUUGGCUGGCUUGACCAUCUACAUCAUCAAGAAGAGUUUACUUGAGCAGGCCUCUGACGACGAAUUGAGGGCCCUUAACAUUCCUUUGAGUCCUAUUGCUCUCAGUUUCCCAGUGGUGGUGGCCAACAACUCAGCCUACAACACCAUCCCUAUCUUCACAUGCCACAUCUUGAGAUUGGUUACGCAGAAGUUGAUCGAAGACGGCGGAAUUGAGAAGAAGCAGGAGCAAAACGAGUACAAGGCCAAGAUCUUGUAUGAGGCUUUGGAGAAGUACCCCUCGUUGUAUAAGUUGCCAGUUGAAAAGAACUCUCGUUCCCACAUGAAUGUUGUUUUCACGUUGCCCAGCGAGGACUUGGAGUCUGCAUUCUUGGCCGGUGCUGCCGAGAGAGACUUAACCGGUUUGAAGGGCCACAGAUCUGUUGGAGGAAUGAGAGCUUCCAUCUACAAUGCUGUCGCCAUCGAGAGCGUCGAGAAAUUGGUCGCUUUUGUGAUCGAGUUUGCUGAAAAAAACCAGUAA
Australozyma saopauloensis is the source of this 1167-nucleotide messenger RNA. It is a transcript of the gene SER1, whose product is annotated as O-phospho-L-serine:2-oxoglutarate transaminase. The coding region runs from base 1 to 1167 and encodes 388 amino acids. Gene Ontology annotation, biological process: L-serine biosynthetic process. Gene Ontology annotation, cellular component: cytoplasm. The transcript has a single exon. The record is from RefSeq and is a predicted model, not a curated record. Gene Ontology annotation, molecular function: O-phospho-L-serine:2-oxoglutarate transaminase activity; pyridoxal phosphate binding. Lineage: Eukaryota; Fungi; Ascomycota; Pichiomycetes; Serinales; Metschnikowiaceae.